Messenger RNA from Miscanthus lutarioriparius, 729 nucleotides. The record is from the annotation of a GenBank genome assembly. Lineage: Eukaryota; Viridiplantae; Streptophyta; Magnoliopsida; Poales; Poaceae.
AUGUCCGAGGACGACCUCCCCUACCACGUGCGCGUCACCGCCCACGGCGACCUCGAGACCGUCGGGCGCCACGACUUCGGCGGGCAGCUCGACACCGCCAUGAUCGCGCACCCCAAGCUGGACCCGGCCACCGGAGAGCUCUUCGCGCGCAGCUACAAUGUCGUGUCCAAGACGUUCCUCAAGCACUUCUACAUCACCGCCGACGGCUGCAAGUCCCCCGACAUCGAGAUCCCCGUCACCGAGAACCACGCCAUCAUCCCGGACCAGCAGAUCGUGUUCAAGCUCCAGGAGAUGGUGCUGGGCGGCUGGCUCCCCCGGGGUGUACGACAGGAACAAGACCGCGCGGUUCGGGGUGCUGCCGAAGCGCGCCACCGACGUCCUGCAGCUGCAGUGUGUUGUCAGAGCGCGCUUCCAGUUGUGAGCGUCCCGGCAGUGCAGCUCAAUUGGAGAAUGAAGGCACGUACAGGUAGCUCACAGUUUGAAGGUCUGGUCACUGGGAUCAUGGGAUACUACUACAUGGUAGGGCCAGUCACGGCAGCUGGCUUCUUUUUCUUCUCCACUGUACUUCUCGGGGUCUAUCUGAUGAUGGUCAUAGCGAUGAGAGCAGUAUCUCCACCCCAUGCCGCCUGCCUCGCCAUGGUGCUCAUGCUGCUCCUACUACUCACUGUUAUCACCGCCUCCGUCUCAUUUGUUUGCCACUCAGUUACCAAUCCACAGGCUGUAAAGUAG